UCUAUAAAUACUCCCUGUUUCUGUAACAUUUACUGUAUAAGCUGUUGUCAUGUUCUGGCUAGUUAUCCUAAUGUACCAAAGAUUAUGUUAAGUGCUUAUAUGAACCUUUGAUUUUGGGAACAAUGCAGUAUGAUGCAUCCAGGUUUUUUUUUUUUUUUUUGCACAUACAAAUAUAUUAGAUAUACCAGGCAGCAGUCCCUACAAUUUUUGACAGUUGGCUUGCCUGGCUAGGCAUGAUAGGAAUUGUAGUUCAGAAACACUAAAGAACCCUUAAUCCAAGAAUUAAGAGGUUCAUCUGCAUAUUCCUUCUGUAUCCUGGGAAGACAGUAGAAAGAUCUGCUAAUGGCAAAGGAAUUGGACUUCAUCUCACCAGCUCAAGCCAACAGCACACAUGCCUCUGAUGGCACACGAAACUUAACAAAUGCGCUUGCAUUUAUUCUUUGGGUUGUUUUUUUUUUUUUGCUCCAGCUAAUAUAGGAGAGAUCAUGGCCAGAGAUGGAAUUCUGGUGCUCAACUGCAACAUAUGUGUGCAAGAUCUGCCUUUUUUCCCUGGAGGCAAAACUGAUUUCAUUUGUAUAAAAUGUGUGUGGAAAUUUUGAAAGCAGAGAUUGGAGAACCGGAGGUCAGAGUGUUACGCCUAUAUCUCUAGUUCCUCAAGAUGAAGACUUCCUAAACAGUAGUGUGGAUACCAUUACUCAACACGAACAGGAGAAAAAUGUAAAGUUUACCACUUUGCCCAAGUGUGGGAAUAAAGAAGCAGGCAACAGGUUGCAAUCAGAAGCAAAAUGAUUACAAAGCAGACUAUUGUCCUAGAUCUUGGCGACCUCUAGCCUCAGAGGAAGCAUCCACAGACAUGAUUGAUGCAAAAAGCUCUCAUAGUUAAACUUGUCACCUGAUCCAAGUGGAAGUGAUCUAUCUAUCACUAAGAAGAAAAAAAACACAGUGAUUAUAAGUAGGACAUUUGUGAGAGAACUAAAUCAUGGCUUUUCGGAAGGUGGUGAAAGGAACUAUCCUCAUAGGAGGAGGGGCCGUUGCAACUGUCUUUGCCCUCUCACAACUUUCUCAAUAUAGAAAAAAAGGUCAUCUUGCAACUGUGGAAGCUUCAGAAUGCAAACUUGUACCAAUACUAAACUCCCUUCCGACUAGAGAGAAUCAUUUCCAAGCUCUGAGAGAAACUUCAGAAUUUGAUGUUCUUAUCAUAGGGGGCGGUGCCACAGGAAGCGGUUGUGCCUUAGACGCUGUUACAAGAGGCCUCAGCACAGCUCUUGUAGAACGGGAUGAUUUCGGAUCAGGGACUAGCAGCAGAAGUACUAAAUUGAUCCAUGGUGGAGUGAGAUAUCUACAGAAGGCCAUCAUGAAGUUGGAUUUUGACCAGUAUAGAAUGGUGAAAGAAGCCCUCCAUGAACGUGCCAACUUGCUUGAAAUUGCUCCUCAUUUAUCUGCUCCUCUGCCUAUAAUGCUUCCAGUUUACAAGUGGUGGCAACUGCCUUAUUACUGGGUGGGAAUUAAGCUGUAUGACCUAGUAGCAGGAAGCCAAUGUCUGAAAAGCAGCUAUGUGCUUAGCAAAUCCAGAGCUUUGGAACUCUUUCCUAUGUUGCGGAAGGACAAACUCGUGGGCGCCAUAGUCUACUAUGAUGGACAGCACAAUGAUGCACGAAUGAACCUUGCCAUCGCCCUCACUGCUGCCAGGUAUGGGGCUGCCAUAGCCAAUUACACUGAAGUGGUGCACUUGCUGAAGAAGAUGGAUCCAGAGAGCGGGAAGAGCCGGGUUUAUGGAGCAAGGUGCAGGGAUGUUCUAACAGGGCAGGAAUUUGAUGUCAAAGCCAAAUGUGUUAUCAAUGCUACAGGACCUUUCACAGAUUCUGUGCGGAAAAUGGAUGAGCGGGAAGUAUCAAACAUCUGUCAACCAAGUGCAGGCGUUCAUAUUGUGAUGCCCGGCUAUUACAGCCCUGAUAACAUGGGACUUCUUGACCCAUCUACUAGUGAUGGACGAGUGAUUUUCUUCCUGCCAUGGCAAAAGAUGACUAUCGCUGGCACUACCGAUACUGCAACUGAAGUUACCCAUCACCCAAUACCUACGGAAGAAGAUAUCAACUUCAUUUUGACAGAAGUGCGCAAUUAUCUUAGCUGUGAUGUUGAAGUGAGGAGAGGAGAUGUUCUGGCAGCAUGGAGUGGGAUUCGUCCCCUUGUGACAGAUCCCAAUUCUAAAGACACGCAGUCCAUAUCUCGAAAUCACGUUGUGCAUGUUAGUGACAGCGGCCUUGUGACUAUUGCAGGUGGGAAGUGGACAACCUAUCGCUCAAUGGCCCAGGAUACCAUUGAUGCUGCAGUAAAAUCUCAUAACCUUCAGGCCAGUCCCUGUAAAACUGUAGGGCUGCUCCUGCAGGGUGCAGAGGGCUGGAGCCCUACGCUUUAUAUCCGCCUGGUUCAAGAUUAUGGACUCGAAAAUGAGGUGGCUCAACAUCUUGCAAAUACAUUUGGGGACAAGGCUUUUGAAGUGGCAAAACUAGCCCAGGUGACUGGGAAGAGGUGGCCUAUCGUUGGGAAACGUCUUGUCUCAGAGUUUCCGUAUAUCGAAUCCGAGAUCGAGUACGCCGUUGGUGAAUAUGCUUGCACUGCAGUGGACAUAAUUGCUCGUCGCACUCGUUUGGCUUUUCUGAAUGUCCAAGCUGCCGAUGAAGCCUUACCAAGAAUCAUUGAGAUAAUGGGCAAGAAACUGAGAUGGAGUGAGCAGAAGAAGAAGGAAGAGCUCGCAACGGCGAAAAAGUUUCUGUACUAUGAAAUGGGCUACAAGGCCCGGUCAGAGCAACUGACGGAUCGGAGUGAAAUCACUUUAUCCCCAGGAGAUAUCGACAGGUAUAAAAAAAGAUUCCACAUGUUUGAUAAAGAAGGCAAAGGUUUUAUUACUAUAUUGGAUGUGCAGAGUGUGCUAGAGAGCAUCAACCUUCAAAUUAAUGAAAGUGCACUCCAUGAGAUUUUGAAUGAAGUGGAUUUGAACAAAAAUGGGCAGGUUGAACUCAACGAGUUUUUACAACUCAUGACUGCUAUUCAGAAGGGAUACGUAUCUGGAAGCCGGCUGGCCGUACUUAUGAAAGCAGCUGAAGAGAACAUUCAUCAACGGGAAGUGAUUUCAGUGGACCGGAGUUGUGGUGGACUGUGAGGUGUGGGGGGGCUUACAGCUCACAAAAAGGUGUGCCCCCGGUUGCCUCUUUUCAAUGCUGAAAAACAUUCCACUGCUUUCAGAUGUCUCUGCUUCUCCUCACUCUGAGCAACUGUGCAGAAAGUCACAUUGUGCAGCUCUUCUUUUUACAUUUGUGCAAAGAGUCUACUUGACUGGUGGCCUGUUGAACUGACUUUCUCUAGAAUCCAUGGCCAACAAGACCAUGAAAAGGAGGAAUUGUCCACCUUUGCCCCCCCACCCACCUUCCCGGGGCUAAUCCCGGGAGUUGAACGCUCAAACCAGGGCAAGGGAUCCCAGGUGAUAACCAGACAUGAAUGUAGAUUUCUUUUUCUUUUUCUUUUGGCAUUUAUACAGAAGCAAGAAUAAUUCCUCUUCUACAUUAAUAGAGUCCUCUCUCCAUUCUCUUUCUGCCUUUUGAUGCGUUAACCGGGCAAAAGUAGACGGUGCCAGCAUGCCUUUCAUAUGUUAAAAAUGGACUUUUUGUUUGUUUGUUAAACCUCCUUUUUUUUCCCUCCCCACCCUUUCAGAGAAGUACAUUGUGCUAAAUAUUCAUCGCUUGCCUAGAACUUUGGUACAAACAUUUUUUAUAAUGGCCACAGUCUAUUAAAAAGUGCAUGCCAUAAAAAUGAGUGAUUUAUCAUGGAGGAGAGUGCUUGCAUUUAGAAUUUUCAUAAACUGUAUCCCAAAAUAGAAGUGUAAUGUCCAACCAAGGAAUUGCAGUGAUACAAUUGUAUUUUAAUAAGUGGCAAUGCAGGGCUUAAUUCUUCUAAAAUGUCCUAAACCCAAAAAGCCAGCAUAAAAUAGAAAAUAAACGUAUCAAAUAGUUCUUGUUACUUUACCACAGCAAGAAAUUGCCAUUCCUUCCCUGGUACAUCUUAUAUAUAAAAAAAAGAGAGAGCUAAAUCCUGUAUCAUGUGAGUGGUUUGGCUUUGCUCUGUAAGUCUCCAUAAGAAUUUUAAGAAAAAGGUUUCUAAAAAUCUGACUUAAUUUGUGAUAGGUGCCCCAUAACUCCUCAGAAAAAUAGUGAAGGAAAUACCAAGCAAAACUACACUACUUUCUUGCUAGGAUUGCUGGUUCAAUUUUACACUAAUUUCUUUUUUCAAAAAAAAACUUUAACCUUACUAUUUAAAAUGAUUUUAAGUAAAAACCCUAGUUUUUAGGGUAAAAAUCCUUAUAGAGUACAGUGAUAAAUUAAUAGUGAAAUCAGUGGGUUUGCUUUUUGCUAUCUGGAAAAUGAAAUUGUAGCAAAAUAACAAACCUAAAGGAACAAAGUCAUGUGACUGUGGAAAUUUUUGUACCUCUGGUAGCCUUGUUCAUUUGUUGUUUGUUACAGGUUUUAAUAACACUUAAUAUUCUAAUGCAAUUUAUAGAUCAGUAAGAGUUGUAAUACUUAAACCUGCAGAUCUGAAUUCUAUCAUUUACUUAUUUUAGCAUUUCCAUGCUGUGCAUUUCUUCACUCUUCAGAGCAAUCUAUAGAAACUGGCCCUUUAUAAGGUCUCAAUAUCAAAAUGAAGUUAAAAUUCAGACUUAUUCAAUAUUCAAAAAGUGAAUAUAUUAAGGGCAUCUAUUGUUAGAAGUAGAUGUUGCUGUGUAAAAAUAGUCCAGCCAUUAGCAUGAAGCACCCCUAUUUUCUAUUUGGAAAUGUAGGCAGCAUCGAGGGGAAGGAGCAAGGUCUUCAUAAAAGAUAUUAAAAGGUAGUAUUCUAAAAAAUGCCCUCUAGCAAAAUUCUCUGUAGACCAUUUCCCAUUUAAGUUACCGCUAUGAUCAAGAAAUGUCAGCCCUUUGUUUUAUAGGUUAAGAGUAGAGGUAGAAGCCAAAGCAAGAUUCUCAUCCUCUUUAGGCCUGGAGCACUUCAGAAUGACUUGGAAUACAGGUCUAAACUGGGCCUGCACUGGGAGAUCUCUCUUUGAACACAGAGUUGGGGUAUUUUUGUGGUGGAUCUUUCUCUUCCUUCCUCACCUCACAUCACCAACGUAUGUUAUUAGAUGCUUUCUACAUAGCACUUUUCAAUGUGUUCCGUUUUGCUUAGGACAAAAAACGCCAAACCUUAACAAAAAGCUCUUAUAGAUAGCUUUUCUAAGACUGCAGAAGUGUGGAGAGGUCCGGAAAAGACGUCGAGAUGCCGGUUGUUACACAUUUAAUUAAUAAUCGAUGCAACAUUUUUCGAAGUUUGAGGCAAAAGAUUAAUGGGCAGGUACUAAGAGAUCCAAGUCCAUCUUGUCCAUGUGAAACACUUCAUCCAUUUGAAACACUGAGGGUUAAGCAAGCACCCAAAAUGUUGUGAGGCUGAGGAUCAUGGGACUGAUAUAUACUAAGGAUCUACCCCAGUUCUUAGGGAAGAGUUUUAAUGAGCUUUUGAGUGCGCACUUUUACAAAUAGACUUCUCGGAUAACCAGAGGUUGGACUAAUGUCUAAUGUUUGUCCUUAGCCCAGCAAACAUCUCUUCAAAGGUCUGCCAUGUUUUUCUGUUGACGCCAUCACACCCUGAUCAGGAAGCCAUGAUUUCGUUUAUGCUUUGAUUUGAACUCUAGAUGUUUUAGCCGACACAUCCCUUUGCUUCCUAUGGGCAGGGAAAGUAUUAUUCCCCUACAUCAUUUUACAUUGGCUCACUUCAGUUAAAAGUAGACUCUCUACUUGGUUUCUUUGUGAUAGUAUUUCUUUGUAUAUUUGGAAGGGAAUAUAUAUGAAUGUAUAGGAAGCACAAAGGUCCUUUUUGUAUAACAGUAAUUUGGUGUGAUACUAUUGUACAAUUGUUUCGAAAACAAAGAAAUAUAGGAGCAGACAGUUCUCUAGUGGUUGUGUGUGUGUAUGAAUAGGUAAGCACACAUAUAUCUAUGCAUAUAUGCAUAUGUAUACAUAUACAUAUACCGCAUGUUUUUCCAUCUGGCACUUUUAUGUAUUGUGCUGGGUUAUUGUUCAGGAUUGGACUGUUAAAUACUGUGUUUGAGGCUGGGUUGUCAUUUUUAUAACUGUCUUGGUGUUUUAUUGCCAUUAUUUAUUACUUUUGAUAUACAGAAUGAGCUGCAUGCAUUUAUAGAGCAAUAAGAGGAUGUAUUUAAUGUGCCUUGUUUUUAACUGAAUAAGAUCUGAAAGCAUGAAUCAAUAAAACUGAUUAAAAUGGUCCACUCGUUGGCAUUUUGAUGUUAGUGGCAGUUACGGAAAUAAAGUUGAUUAGCUCGGAACCGCCCCCCCGCUACCUUCCUUUUUCCUUGAUUUUUUUUCUUUCCUUGCGAUUACAAAAAGUUUAAAACAAUUUCUUAAACCUCUGAUUUUAAGAAAUGAUAUGAAUUCUUGACCUUAACUUUAUAUCCAGGACAAAUUAAAGAGAAGCCUGUCAUGCAGUAUUAAUAAUGGAUAUUGUCACUGUCAUGUUUUGUUGCUGCUACAACAUUCCUCCUCCUCCUCCUCAUCAUCAUCAUCCUCUUCCUCCUCCUCCUCCUAAGCAAAUGACGGAUUGUCUCCUGGUUAGACUUUUUAAUUUUUUUUAAUUUUUUUCAUUUAACCACCUCUCCUCAGGUGCCUUGUUCCCAGCCCACCCUGAUGAAUUUUAUCAUGAUUAAAAUCAAUAGAAAUAAAUGGAAAAGAUUACAUAAUCCAUUUUGAUCAUCUUGCAUGUCAGGUUAGCCUGGAGUCGCCAAAUCCUGACAAAUGUUCUGACAUGGAAAAAGGCCAUGUAUUUUCUAUGAAAGUAAAUCAGGAAACCUGUUUAUAAAUUUUUAAUGAAAAUGUUAUAAUUGUCGUAUUCUUUUAUUGUUUCUAAUUUACUCUUGGAGUAGGAUUCUUUUUUUUUUUCUUAACACUUUGUAGCCAAAAAAUGCAUGAGCAUGUAAUUAAAAAAUUCUUGCACCUGGGAUACGUGCUUGCAUUGUCACAAGCAGACAUAACCUUUAUUGCAUAAUAAGUAGCAUGAGAGAAAAGCAUCUUUCCAUAUCUACCAUUUUAUCUAAAACUUCCAAAGCCCACUGCCUUUUUUUUCCAUCAAGUGCUAUCUUUAUUAAAUGUGUAUUAAAUGUAUUUUUAGUACAUUUGUUAGUGCUUUUUUUCUGGCAUGACCUCUCAGUAGGAAGAGAUUGCUGUUUUUCUAUAGAUGUAAAAUUUAGGAUAAAAUGAACCUAUCGAAGUGGAUCUGUAAUGGGGACCAUCUGAGGAAGACUUUGGUUUUCAAACCUUGGAAGAAAGGGGUACACAAAUGGGUCCUGGAAAUAUCAAAGUGAUGUUAGCAUAUCUGCAGCAAUGCUUACAAUUCACUGCACAUCGGGCCCUGCAUAGAGAGGAAUGAAGAGCUUUAAUAGACUAGCCAUAGUUUAUGGGGAUAGGGUUGGGAUGUAUACGAAGUGGAUUCCAUUUUCCUUAAGUGUUAAUUCCAACUCAUAUAACUGGUAGUUUAAAGCAUUUAGUAGGUGCAGAUGUACAUUUAAUCUCUGUUCCUCAAGGCCUAGCAUGCUAAAUGCUUUUUGUGGCAUGUUUUCGUGACUACAGUGCUGAUUUUAAAAUAAAAGAAAUAGCUACGGAUUUGUCAGUCUGUAUACCAAGUCUGUAUUUGCCCUUUUCUUGCCUUCUGUCUUCCGCCUUCCAUCUUUAAAAGAGAACACCCAGCUAUGCUUCUUUCUCCUCCUCCAAAUGGAUCAUGUCUUAUUGUGAUACCAUAAUCUAAGUGAGGUUUUUAUAAUUAAUAUAAUGCUUACAAUUGGGACAGCCUUGAACUGGCCUAAAUUGUAAACUUGUCUCGAAGCACAUAAA
Molecule: messenger RNA, 7921 nt
Organism: Pseudonaja textilis
Lineage: Eukaryota; Metazoa; Chordata; Lepidosauria; Squamata; Elapidae
Source: RefSeq, a predicted model, not a curated record